GCCGCGGACGCCCAGCAGAAGCCGAACGGACACCGCCGGCAGCGGAGCAAACCCACUGGUUCGAAAGGUUCCAGGACAGCCGUCGCAUCGGAAUCACCAGCAAUCGAGAUACAGCUGCAAGCGCCGAGCCCGCUGCAGGUACUUCGCCGCCGGCACAAGCCAAUCCGGCAGAAAGGGACGAGAGAAGCGAAGGCACUUCGCAGCCGCCCCGGGCUGAGACCGUGGGGAAAGACGACCAAGAUGCAGGUACUGCAGAGUCGUCGAAUGCCUGGCUGGCACAGGAAGAAGGUGGAAAUGGAGGCUUUGCAGCAUGGCAACAGGCUGACCACGGACGCGAAGAGUCCGCUGCCGGCAUGCGGUAUGCAGCCGAGGAGUUUCAUCCUGGAAAUGACAGCUGGGGAGGUUCGGGCAAUGGCUGGACGAAUGGCGGCAAGAGCUGGGACCAGCCAGACCCGGCUCCGGGCGUGUGGACCACCGACUCUGGCUCCUCUGCGUCCGCUGCGCGCGGUGCAUUCCAGAAUCAGGAACCUUGGGAGUCCGUGGACACGUGGCAGGCGAAGGACCCGGCGGCCGAAGCUCUCGAGCCUUGGGAAGAGCCCAAAGAGCCUUGGGAUUAUCCUGAGCCACGGGAGAAUGACAAGGUCUCCGAUGGUGGAGGGCAUCUCGCAGCUAUCCACGAGUCGCCGACCCCCAUCAGCUCCCCGCCAAAGCACAGCCAAAGUGUGCAAAGCUCACCCGAGGCUCCGGCAAGCCAGGGUUCGCCGGCCCGGCCUUCAAACAACGGGAUCCAGCCCUCCGACGAGGCUGCCGGCUCCCAGUGGAGGGCACAGGAGGCUCAGCCUGAGCCGUUCUUGUCCAGGACAGCCGGCCCACCAGCAGAUGCACAAGAAUUGGGAGGUGCCCCACGGACACCGGUCGGCCCUCCCGCCCAGUGUGUGAAGACCUUCUGCGGGGAUGCUAAUUUCCUGUCCACGCAGCAAGGUGAUCGAGUGGUCUUAACGCACCCAGAACAAAACGAAAUGUUCUGCGGCCACAACCUACGGACGGGACAGACCAACUGGUUGCCCAGCGACGUGGUGGGCCUUCCGCCUGAGGAUCGAGAUCCUGCCGUGUCGAGUUCGUCUCCUCCGAUGCCAGCGCAGCAGGCCAGCGUUCCAUCACAGGCGAGACCAAAGCCGCAGCCGCCUGUCCUGCAUCGUGAGCCCCCAGGAUCGCCACCAGAGGUGGUGCCGAAUGGACACGUCCCAGUUGUUGUGAAGCAGCCAGCCGAUUUGCAGGCUGAGGCUUCGCCCGUGGAAGUGGAGCCUGGCAUGCGAGUCAAGAACACCAGGGGAAUGGAGGGAGUCGUGUCUGACGUGUACAGCCGGCCUGGCCAAAUCCAUGUCGAGUUCGCCGACGGCACCAGGUCGUGGCACUGCGGCAUCGACAGGCUGCAAAGCUUAGAUGGUCGGCCUCUAAAGUUUGCAGCGGCAGUGUUGAAUGGCGCGAGUGCCGCAGCCUCCAGCCACGAGGUGUUGAACGGUACCUCUUCCAGCCCGUCCUUGCAAGAAGGGGAGUUGCACGAUCCCGCAUGGGAGACGUUUGUGGAUCCCGCCUCCAACAGCUUCUGGUACUGGCAUUCCACAACAAAGGAGUGGUUCUUCGCCCAGAACCCACAACUGGGCUGGACACGAUACCAAAUGGAGGAUGGAAAGGUUUGGUGGUGGAACGAGGACAAGCAAUCGUGGUUCUGGCACGCCGCAAGGAAAGCCUGA
Symbiodinium pilosum is the source of this 1754-nucleotide messenger RNA. NCBI's taxonomy places the organism in Eukaryota, Dinophyceae, Suessiales, Symbiodiniaceae. The record is from the annotation of a GenBank genome assembly.